AUGAAAGCUCUUGUAUAUACUGGGCCGGGCACCGUUGAAGUGCUCGAGCGACCGAAGCCGAAAAUCCAAGACCCGACCGAUGCGGUCAUACGCCUUCUACACGCCUCAAUCUGUGGCACAGAUUUACAUAUUCUCAAAGGAGAUGUGCCAAGUGCAAAACCUGGACUCGUUCUAGGGCACGAGGGAGUUGGUAUUGUGGAGGAUCUAGGCUCCGCUGUACACAAUUUGCAAAUUGGCGAUCGCGUGUUAAUUUCUUGUAUGACUUCGUGUGGUGCGUGUCGGUAUUGCCAGAGAGGAAUCCCUUCUCACUGUCAGACUGGUGGGUGGGUUUUGGGAAAUCAGGUCGACGGCACCCAAGCAGAAUAUGUUCGAGUGCCCCAUGCGACCCUUUCCUUACACCUCUUACCUACCUCUAUCCCGUCUCGCGCUGCAGUUGCGGUAUCUGACGCGUUCCCAACUGGGCUUGAAUGUGGUGUUCUCAGCGCUGAUGUCCAACCUGGAGGAUCGGUGGUGAUUUUCGGGGCUGGUCCAGUAGGAAUGGCAACUUUGCUCACAGCUCGCCUGUAUUCGCCAUCCCUUAUUGUGAUGGUUGAUAUAGAUGACGCCCGUCUUGCGACCGCGCGUGUGCUUGGUGCUCAUGCGACGGUGAACUCCUCCAAUCCAGAUGCUCAGCAACAACUGAUGACUCUGAGUGGUGGGCAUGGGUUUGACUCUGUGAUCGAGGUUGUGGGCAUCUCGCCAACAUUUGCUUUGUGUCAGGCGGUAACCGGCCCCACAAUUUUUCUUUCACAAAAAUAA
Penicillium angulare is the source of this 798-nucleotide messenger RNA. RefSeq lists its product as uncharacterized. NCBI's taxonomy places the organism in Eukaryota, Fungi, Ascomycota, Eurotiomycetes, Eurotiales, Aspergillaceae. The coding region runs from base 1 to 798 and encodes 265 amino acids. The record is from RefSeq and is a predicted model, not a curated record. The transcript has a single exon. Gene Ontology annotation, molecular function: zinc ion binding; oxidoreductase activity.